GGAAGUGGUGUUGCUAGCAUGGAGCUGGAGAAGUUCGAACAGGACAAUGUCAGGAACUGUCUGCUGUCCUCCCCGGUACCGGCGCUGUGCACCCGGGAAGCCUGCUGUCUGGGGAUUGAUGAAGCCGGGAGGGGCCCCGUCCUGGGCCCUAUGGUGUACGGAAUAUGUUAUUGUCCUGUGUCCCGAAAGAAGGAUUUGGAGGAUCUGAAAGUUGCAGAUUCCAAGACACUAAGUGAAGCUGAGAGAGAGCGGCUGUUUGAAAAACUUGAUGGGACUCCAGAUUUUAUUGGUUGGGCUCUUCACAUACUGUCACCCAAUGUCAUCUCCACAAGUAUGCAGCAAAGGGCAAAAUACAAUCUGAAUGCCUUGUCCCAUGACACAGCCAUAGGUCUCGUUCAACAUGCCCUGGAUAAUGGGGUACAGGUGACUGAGAUAUUUGUGGAUACUGUGGGUCCUGCUGAGAAGUAUCAAGAGAAGCUAAAGCAGCGGUUCCCUGGGCUGGACGUGACUGUGAAGCCCAAAGCUGAUUCUUUGUUUCCUGUAGUUAGUGCUGCUAGUAUCUGUGCAAAGGUGGCCAGGGACCGUGUGGUUAAGGGCUGGAAGUUCAUCGAGGAUCUAGGAGAAGUUGAUGCUGAGUACGGCUCUGGCUAUCCCAAUGACCCAAAGACCAAAGAAUGGCUCGCUCGGCAUCUUGACCCUGUCUUUGGAUACCCUCAGUUUGUGCGAUUCAGCUGGAGCACAGCGCAGACUAUCUUGGACAGUAAAGCCGUCCCGGUGCUAUGGUGA
Molecule: messenger RNA, 786 nt
Organism: Staurois parvus
Lineage: Eukaryota; Metazoa; Chordata; Amphibia; Anura; Ranidae
Source: the annotation of a GenBank genome assembly